CAAACUGAGCUCCGUCAAUGAUGAAUAUAUAAAGAACAGAGAAGAGUAUGAAGAGGCUCAGGAUGCAAUUGUUAAGGAAAUCAUUAACAUUGCUUCAGGUUAUGCAGAACCAAUACAGACGAUGAAUGAUGUGAUAGCUCAAUUAGAUGCAAUUGUCAGUUUUGCGCAUGUGUCAAACGGAGCACCAGUGCCGUAUGUCCGUCCUGUCAUUCUGGAAAAGGGACAAGGAAGGAUUGUGCUGAAAGGUGCCAGGCAUCCUUGCAUCGAAGUGCAAGAUGAGGUGGCCUUCAUCCCCAAUGACAUUAUGUUCGAGAAGGGCAAGCAGAUGUUCCACAUUAUUACUGGCCCUAACAUGGGGGGAAAGUCAACGUACAUCCGACAGACAGGGGUGAUCGUUCUUAUGGCCCAAAUCGGGUGUUUUGUACCGUGUGACUCUGCAGAAAUAAGCAUUGUGGAUUGCAUCCUGGCUCGGGUGGGAGCUGGAGACAGUCAGCUGAAAGGCGUGUCUACUUUCAUGGCUGAAAUGUUAGAAACUGCUUCAAUCCUUAGGACGGCAUCUGAAAACUCCCUGAUAAUCAUUGAUGAGCUGGGAAGAGGAACUUCCACCUACGAUGGCUUUGGCUUGGCGUGGGCUAUUUCAGAAUACAUCGCUACCAAAAUCUGUGCUUUCUGUAUGUUUGCCACACAUUUUCAUGAACUGACAGCUCUUGCUGACCAAGUGCCGACAGUAAAUAACCUGCAUGUUACUGCUCUGACCAGUGAUGAAACACUGACGAUGCUUUAUCGUGUCAAGGAAGGUGUUUGUGACCAGAGUUUUGGAAUACAUGUAGCAGAGUUGGCAGCUUUCCCAAAACAUGUGAUAGAAAGUGCAAGAGAGAAAGCAUUGGAGCUGGAGGAGUUUCAAAACAUUGGCAAAUCCAAGGAAUCUGAAGGAGAGCCACCAGCCAAGAAAUCCUACAGAGAAAGAGAGGAAGGUGAAAAGAUAAUUCAGGAUUUUCUUUGUCAAGUGAAAGCAUUGCCCUUGACAGAUAUGUCAGAAGAAGACAUCAAAAUCAAGCUGAAACAGCUGAGAAAUGAUGUGUUGGCAAAGAACAACAGUUUUGUGAAUGAAAUAGUUUCCCGAACGAAGGUUACAUCAUGAAAGGUGCGAGAACAGGAUACAGCUCUUGAAGCACGUUUUCCAUUGCAAGAACUAUAAUUUUCUUGUCUUGUAGCUUUUAUACUUUAUGAUACUUGUACUGAUUUAUGUAGACUUUUUUUUCUUGGAUUGUAAUUAUUUUGUAAAAAAUUCUGAGCACAUUGAGUGCCA
Tauraco erythrolophus (red-crested turaco) is the source of this 1309-nucleotide messenger RNA. NCBI's taxonomy places the organism in Eukaryota, Metazoa, Chordata, Aves, Musophagiformes, Musophagidae. The record is from RefSeq and is a predicted model, not a curated record.